Messenger RNA from Malania oleifera, 2051 nucleotides. RefSeq names its product synaptotagmin-3-like. NCBI's taxonomy places the organism in Eukaryota, Viridiplantae, Streptophyta, Magnoliopsida, Santalales, Ximeniaceae. The transcript has 12 exons. Gene Ontology annotation, cellular component: endoplasmic reticulum. Bases 38 to 1675 code for a protein of 545 amino acids. Gene Ontology annotation, molecular function: lipid binding. The record is from RefSeq and is a predicted model, not a curated record.
AUUUUCUUUCUUUUUGGCUUUUCCCUUUUGAGGGUAGAUGGGAUUUGUUAGCAGCCUAUUGGGAAUAAUCGGAUUCGGACUCGGAAUCCCCUUCGGUCUUCUCUUUGGAUUCUUUUUCUUCAUGUACUGUGAGCCCAGAAACGUAAAGGCACCGAUAAUUCGGCCGCUUCGUGAGUUGGAUGCAAUCUCUUUGCUUGAUCUUUUGCCUGACAUUCCCCUCUGGGUGAAGAAUCCCGACUAUGAUCGAGUUGAUUGGCUUAACAAGUUUAUAUUUGACAUGUGGCCUUACCUUGACAAGGCAGUGUGUGGUACAAUAAGGAGUAUGGCAGAGCCUAUAUUUUCAGAGUACAUAGGCAAGUUUCAUAUAAACUCAAUAGAUUUUGAGAGCAUGAGUCUCGGAACUCUUCCCCCAACAGUUCAUGGUAUAAAAGUACAAGAGACUAAUGAAAAUGAAUUAGUUAUUGAGCCUGCUGUGAGGUGGGCCGGAAAUCCGAGCAUAACUCUUGUGUUGAAAUUGUUGUCUCUGCCGAUUACUAUACAGUUGAUGGAUUUACACAUAAUUGCUGCGACGCGGAUAGUUUUGAAACCUCUCGUCCCCGCGUUCCCUUGUUUUGCCAGUAUCAUGGUGUCUUUGAUGGAGAAACCGCAUGUUGACUUUGGACUGAAACUAAUGGGAGCAGAUAUUAUGGCAAUCCCGGGUCUGUAUCAUUUUGUUCAGGAACAAAUAAGAAAACAAGUGGCUAGUCUCUAUCUCUGGCCUCAAACUCUUGAAAUACCUAUUCUUGAUGCUUCAGUAGGGGCUAUACAUAGACCUGUGGGCAUUCUACAUGUGACGGUUCUAUGUGCACGCAAGCUCUUGAAAAUGGACUUAUUGGGAACAUCUGAUCCAUAUGUCGAACUUAGCCUAAGUGGCGAGAGGCUCCCGGCAAAGAAAACUUCUAUUAAGAUGAAGAACCUGAACCCUGAAUGGAAUGAGCAUUUCAACCUAAUUGUAAAAGACCCACAGGCUCAAAUCCUCCAGCUACGCGUCUUCGACUGGGAAAAGGUUGGGACACAUGACAAGUUGGGAAUGCAAGUGGUUCCGCUGAAAUACCUCUCUCCUUGCGAGACUAAAAAGUUUACCCUUGAUUUACUAAAGAUCACUGUUUAUAAUGAUCCCCAAAACAAGAAGCCGAGAGGGCAAAUUGUUGUGGAGAUGGCUUAUAAUCCCUUCAGAGAAGACAAUAAAGGAUACAUUGCACCUCUUGAUGCAUCCGCAAGUGAGGCAAAUACGGUGAAAAGAAAAUCUAGAGACAAGUCCUUUCAUGGCGCAGGCUUACUUUUGGUCAACGUACAAGGUGCAGAGGAUGUUGAGGGAAAGCAUCAAACCAACCCUUAUGCUUUGAUCCAUUUUAGAGGAGAACAGAGAAAAACUCAGAUUAUCAAGAAAACUCGAAAACCAUGCUGGAAUGAAGAAUUUGAGUUCAUGCUAGAAGGGGCUCCUUUAAAGGAACGUAUUCAUAUUGAAGUCAUGAGCAAGCGCCGAAGCCUGGGCUUCCGACUUAAGGAGUCAUUGGGGCAUGUGGAUAUCAAUCUUACUGAUGUGGUCUACAAUGGACGCAUAAACGAGAAGUAUCAUUUGAUCAAUUCAAAAAAUGGAGUAAUACGAGUUGAGAUACGGUGGAAAGUGAUUUGAGAAGCCCCACAACCAUUUGCUGUUAAUUAUUCUUGACGAAAGAGUUAUUGAAGGGGGAGGGGGGUGGGGGAGGAGUAGAAGAGUGCUCAAACAGCGAAACAGAAUGGGGAACAGGACAGCUGAGGAGAAUACAAGCAUUUGCUAUAAAUUAAGGAGAAUACAACCAUCCACUGUAAAUUACUCAAGUUCAAUUCUCUCCAUUGGAUUAUUGAAUUCAAUUGGCUGUGCAAGUCCUAUUUUAAGGAAUAAUGGCUAUAGUGAUUUGAAUACAUUAUUUUGAUACACAUUGUAUAGAAUACAGAAACCUUAAAAAGGAAUUACCAAGAUAUUACAUGUUUUCACUGGUUCUUUCAUUGUUGAAAAAAAGUUCCAAAAA